AUGCUGACCAGCCGGCCCGUGUCGGACGGCUACAGUUUCCGGCUGGACGCUGACUCGUCCAGCACCUACUCGGACUCGAGCAGCUCCGUCUACAAGCAGCGGAUCGACUCCCUGUUCCGACCGGCCGCCGCCGCCGCAGCAGCCGCCGCCACCACCAGCUCCUCACACAGCGAUUACGAGCCCGUGGAGGCGGCCGUCGGCCGGCCCAGCCACGGCACAGAGUUCGCAGUGGAAUACCUGGGCGCCGUGCAGGUGGCCGACAACGCCACGCGUCUGGAGCAGCUGCAGCAGCCGCUGAAGCGUCUGUACGUGCCGCGGCUGCGGCGGAGGCGCGCCGCGCAGCUCUCUGACUCGCUGUCCAUCAGCGACACCGGGCUGCGGGUCCGCUACGGGCGCGACCAGGAGCUGCUCAACCCCUUCACCACAGUGGCCGUGUGGGCAGCCGUCAAGUUCGUGGCCAGUCGCGGCGGCGGCGGCGGCCGGCUGCGGUUCGGCUUCCUGCCACUCAUCUGCGACCCGGAGAGUCCCGAGCGCGGCCGGCUGCUCGAUGAUGACGAGGGCAGCCUGCCGGCGGACGCGCCGGCAGCGCGCCACCCGCCGCUGCUCGCCUGCGUGAUGCGCCGGCCCGGCACGCUGGGCGCCCUCGAGUGCCACGGGUUCGUGUGCGCCGCCGCCGAGGACGCCAUCGUGAUCGCCGCCAACCUGUACCAGGCGCUGCUGAUGCGGAUGCAGCCGGAGGCGGGCAGCGGCGGCCGCCGGCAGCCGCGGCCCGCCGACGCGCCCAUCCUGGACGCAGUGCGCCGCUCCGACCGCCGGUCAAACAGAGGGGCCUCGCUAGGGGAGCAGAUAGACCCGGAGCGUCCCCACAGCUCCAGCAGGAGCCGCAGCCGGGACCACAGCCGAGACCACAGCCGGGAGAGCGGUCUCAGCCGGGACCAGAGCCGGGACCACAGCCGGGACCAGAGCCGAGAGAGCGGUCUCAGCCGCGACAGUAGCCGAGAUAGUCUGCGGCGGCACGGUGAGCUGAGCCGGGACAGGAGUCGGGAGAGCGUGCGACGACGCGAGUUCCAGAGGAGCAGCAGUCGGGAGAGCGUACGAAGGAAAGAGUUUCAGAGGAGCAGCAGCAGGGACAGUGUACGGAGGAAGGAGUUUCAGAGGAGCAGCAGCAGAGAAAGCAUGCGCAGACGCGAAGAGCUGAGUCCCGACAACAGCCGAGAGAGCAUGCACCCGAAACAGUUCUACCGGGGCAGCAGCAGCAGGGGGAGCUCGCGCGGCCGAGGGUUCGAGCGGGACCCGAGUAGGGAGAGUGUCCGCAGCCGGGCGCGGGACGCAGCGCCCAGUGACGGCUCGCUGCGCCGGCGGACGGGCAGCGUGGUGAGCUCGUCGGCCGACCGGCGACCGCCGCCGGCGGCGCCCGACCCGGCCGUGGACCUGGGACAGCUGCUGGCGCACCUACAACAGCGCGACGGCAUCCGCACCGUGGAUGACGUGCUGCGCCGGGUGAUCGCGCCCGGCGGCAUGUCGUUCAGCGAGCUGCGGCCCGAGCACCGCGAGCUACUCCUCCGGCUGGCGCUCACACUCAGCAAGGACGAGAUGUACCAGCGCAGCAAGAGCAUCAUGAAGAAGCAGACGCGCAAGGGGGCGCUCUUCAGCAGCGAGAGCGAGACCAGCACGUCCGACGGCAGCAGCACCAUCAGCAACGUGCUCAAGGCCACCAAAAAGUCGCUGUCGCGGUUCGGCUGGCGGACGGGCGGCUUCCAGUCCCCGUCAGCCUACCUCAAACAGCACACGCCGUUCGGAAAGCUCUACAACGCCCGCGGAAACGCCAAGCAAAAGGAGACCGCCGCCAAGAGUCUGGCCGACGAGUUCCCUGCCAAGAUAUCUGGCUCGGUGUCGGCCGACAGCGAGCCGGCCCCCGACCGGUCGCGGCGGAGGACGCAGCGCCGCUCCCCGGCCCGCUGCGGCUGUGAUCGGGACGCGGACCGCUUCGACUCCCCGCGCGGCGGGGGCGAGCGCCGGCCGUCUCGCUCGCUGAUCGAGCUGCCGCUGACCUGUGACGCUGACAGCUGCUCGGGCAGCGACCGCUGCUACUGCUCGCUGCAGCGCGGCGCCUCGGCCGACGAGGCCGACAGGGAGCGGGCGGAGCGGCGCCGCAGCGCGGCCGACCUGCUAUCGGAGCGGGCCCCCGGCAGCACAGACACCGGCAUCGGCUCGGCGGCCGAUGACGGAGGCGGCGGCGGCGGCCGGUUUCUGGUGGUCUCGGCGGCCGACGAGGCGGGCCGGGUGUUCCACCGCGGCGGCUCGCAGCGCCGGCGAGAGCAGGACGUGCUCACGCUGAAGAAGAGUACCGAGAUUGCGGCUACUUUCUCCGGACUGCGGCUGACGGCACACCGGGGAGGGCGACUGGGCGAGCAGAACCUCAGGGUGACAGGCGGCGGCCGAGUCCGGUCACAGCAGUCGGCAGGCGGGGUAGACUGA
Messenger RNA from Amphibalanus amphitrite, 2478 nucleotides. RefSeq lists its product as uncharacterized. The coding region runs from base 1 to 2478 and encodes 825 amino acids. The transcript is spliced from 6 exons. The record is from RefSeq and is a predicted model, not a curated record. Lineage: Eukaryota; Metazoa; Arthropoda; Thecostraca; Balanomorpha; Balanidae.